GGCCAGCAGCGCCCCCUCCUGGCCCCUGCGCUCCGGGGCUGGGCACAUCCCGCCCGCCCAGGUGCCACCGGAGCGCACGCAGCUCCCAGUGUUCUCCCGGGCCCCGGGCUCCGCGCCGGAGGAGAGCUGGGGCGGCGGCGGCGGGAGCGGCGGCGACACGCGAGGGGCGCGGUGCCCGCCCUGCCCCUUUCUGCCCGCUUGCUGCGGCGAGCGCCGGGCGCCGGCUGGAGCGGGGCUGGGGGUGCCGCGCCCGCGCUGCGCCGCACGCCGGGGAGGUGCUCGCGGACGCACCUCGCGGGCGAGCGGCGGCUGCACCGAGCCACCGGCUCCUGGGUGGACCCUCCGGUGGGCACCGCGCCCCAAGCCCUGUCGGGUCUCGAGCGGCGGCGGCGGGCGGCUCGGGCCCGUGGCCCUCCAGCCUCAAGUCUGGGAGCUCCCGGCCUCACUCUGCCGCUGCCUAUGGGGAUCCGAGAGUUUCCCGGCGGCACACCCAGGGGGAAAAGCAUCACCAUUGGCAUGAGGAGGUCACCGGAUGUCAGUCCCCGGAGACUGUCUGACAUCAGCCCCCAGCUCCGGCAGCUCAAAUACCUGGUGGUGGACGAGGCAAUCAAGGAGGAUCUGAAAUGGUCACGGUCCGUGGAGGAUCUCACCAGUGGACCCGUGGGGCUCACGUCCAUCGAGGAGAGGAUCCUGCGCAUCACCGGCUACUAUGGCUACCAGCCCUGGGCAGCGAGCUACAAAAGGGAGGAGCGCCCCCGGGAAUCCCCGGGCCCUGCUGAGGCCCAGGCGCCGGCAGGAGGGGAGGCCGGCGGGAGAACGAGCACCCACUGCUGGAGAUGCUCGCAGGAGCAGCUCAAGAAAGUCUUCUGGGGCGUGUUGGUGGUGCUGUGUGUGUGCUCGUCGUGGGCCGGCUCCACGCAGCUCGCUAAGCUGACCUUCAGGAAGUUCAAUGCUCCCUUCACCCUGACUUGGUUCGCCACCAACUGGAACUUUUUAUUCUUUCCACUGUACUACGUGGGGCACGUCUGCAAGUCUGCAGAGAAGCAGUCUGUGAAACAGAGAUACAGGGAAUGCUGUCGAUUUUUUGGAGACAAUGGCUUGACAUUGAAGGUGUUUUUUACCAAGGCAGCACCCUUUGGUGUUCUUUGGACACUCACAAACUACCUGUACUUACAUGCAAUAAAGAAAAUAAACACUACGGAUGUCUCCGUGUUGUUCUGCUGCAACAAAGCUUUUGUGUUCUUGCUCUCAUGGAUCGUUCUCAGGGACAGGUUCAUGGGAGUGAGGAUCGUGGCCGCUAUCCUUGCCAUUGCUGGGAUUGUGAUGAUGACCUAUGCAGAUGGCUUCCACAGUCACUCUGUAAUCGGCAUAGCACUGGUAGUGGGCUCUGCAUCCAUGUCUGCCCUCUACAAGGUUCUGUUCAAGCUGCUUCUGGGCAGUGCUAAGUUUGGAGAAGCCGCCUUAUUUUUGUCUAUUUUGGGUGUAUUUAACAUCCUCUUCAUCACCUGUAUUCCUGUCAUCCUUUACUUUACCAAAGUGGAAUAUUGGAGCUCUUUUGAUGACAUUCCAUGGGGAAACCUUUGUGGAUUUUCAAUCCUCUUAUUGACAUUCAAUAUUGUAUUAAAUUUUGGAAUUGCUGUUACAUAUCCUACUCUGAUGUCUCUUGGAAUCGUCCUCAGUGUACCUGUGAAUGCAGUGGUAGAUCAUUACACCAGUAAAAUUGUCUUCAACGGAGUCCGAGUCAUCGCCAUCGUCAUCAUCGGCCUGGGCUUUCUCCUCUUGCUCUUGCCUGAGGAGUGGGAUGUCUGGUUGAUUAAGCUGCUCACACGCCUCAAAGUGAGGAAGAAGGAAGAGACAGCUGAGGGCAGCGCAGACCUGGGCUCAGGACCUCAGAACAAGAACCGAAGAGCCCGCCCUUCCUUUGCCCGCUGAGGGCCGGCUCUCUAGAACUCUGGUGAACACUCCUGAUCAAAGAUUUAGAGGUCUACUCCUGCCAGGGGAAGCCUCAGUUCGAUAAGGUGUACAUACUUGUACAGUUCUGGUAAUCUGCGGUAAGUUACACGGUAUUUAUUGGCAUGUCCAACUUGCUUGCACUUUUUUCACAUCAGACCUUUCACUUAAGGGUACCAAUUCCGAACGAAAGAGAAAAAGAGGAACCGCUCAGCUCUUUUCAAAUGAAUGUAAAGCAGGUUAAAAUUAUCCACGCAAAGAUUGUUUCAGAUGACAGACAUUCUUGACAAGGCAGGACAAAUGUUUUGAAUCUUAGCAACUGAAAAUUAUAUUGCACACUGUGAUUAUUUCUCAGCUAUGGUAGGUCAUAUUUUGUUUUAUACCAGAGCUGUACUCUUAAUUUUAUGGAAUUUCACUGAACCAAAAGAUAACUAGGUUAAUUUGGAGGGUGAAUGGAUGGGAUGUGAAGAGGUGAAACAGAAAGGAAUAAUGGACAUCAAAAAUUGUCUGCUAUGACUAAUCUGGGGUUGAUGAGUGGAAGAGGACAGGCCUGAGCCAGGUACAGAGGGAAAAGUUAAGUCAAGCCCCAGUCAGUUUGCUCUUACAUGUUUUUCUGUGUAAGAUCAUGCAGGAGAAAUUACAGUGCCUUCUACAGAUUUUUGUCUUUACCUAUGUGAAGCGAGGUGACAUUGUAAGUCACUGGCGCCGUCUUAUAAUUUAGAUGUAGAAAUAUUUAGAAACAAAUAAAAUUAUAUGUGUGUACGUACAAAAAUGACAAAGCUAAUGACCAGUAUAACGGAACAUGGUUUAUGAUAUGCAAUGUGCAUAGAAGGUAGACUAUAGAGGAGGUGAAUGGCUGGUUGCUUUUACUUCAUGACUAAGAAGGGGCAAUUAUUUACUGAAUCUGUAAACCUUUUUAUGACACUUUUAAAGCAACGGGCUGUUUACUUACACACUUUAGGUCUGCCAGAAAAAUUCUAUCUGUGAUAGAUCUGUAAAGAGGGAUAAGGGGGGUAGAGUUUACUAUUUUUGAAGUUUACAUUGUUACAUAAGAAAUGGAAAUAUUAUUUUGAAAUGUUGUCAAAAUCCAACCGGUGCGCUCUGUAACCAUGGAGUCUUUCUCGUUUCAUAGGGCAAAGGGGCACUCAUGACCUGAACUUUUUAGCAAAUUAUUCUUCUCAGUUUCCAUUACCUGUUUGCCCAAACAGAUUAAUAAACCGUUUUAAAAAGCAGCUGGCAGUGUCUUGAUGACUGCUUUGUGAGUUUCCCCACUGCACUUAUUCUUUUUGCUACAGAUCACAGCCUUUGCCUUCUUCCCCAGGCUGACAAGCUCAUGGCAAUUCCCACCUUCCUACAGCUUUACACCUACCCAACCUCAUUAAGGCAAUAUUUUCUAUGAGGUCAGGUGGGUUGUUUUGCAUUUUGCAUUCAUUUGUAAAAGUUAACUUCCUUCCAGUAAGUUUGGAGACCCUGUUUCCCUCCCUCCUUCUCCCUUGUCCUCUAGAUACCUUCCCUCUGCGCAGAUCUGAGUAUUCCUUCUAUCUUCCUUUCUUAGUCCUCUUUUAUGCUGAACACAUAGCUCCUCUAAGAAGCACUCUAGUCCCUAAAUGAUAAUUUUCCAGCUCAACUUCCCACUGAACUACUUCCUUGGGGGCUGACUAAUUUGAAUUUGAGAGAGAAUUUGAUAUCCCGGGCUUUGAUAAUAUGUACAUCACUGUUCCAGCAGCCAUGGUCAGGACCAUGUUAUCUGUUAUCUCUCAUUAUAUUGCUACCAAGAUCUGGGUUUUCUAAGACAGAAUGAGAACAGAGAGAAGAUUAAGAGCCUUUAAAAAAAAAACUCAUCCUACCACGACAAUUAUAGUGUCUAUGCACCAUGCACACUUGAUAUGUGGGAUACACCCUGAAGCAUCUAUCAAAAGCAAAAAGUGUUCUUUUCAAUGAGUCUGCUGUAUCCUACGAUGGGGGAAUCUCUUAACCCCUUCUGGAACCUGAACCAGCCAUUUCUACUAUUUUAUCUUAAGCUCCAGACCCUUCCAGUUAUCCCUGGAAGGCAAAAAGAUUGCCCCUGUAAAUCACAAUAGGAAAAAAUAGGAAAACACUAAAUGAAAGUUACUUUUUUCCCAUUGGGCAUAAAACUGAUGAAAUCAACAAAAAUAAAAGUAAAAACUCUAUGAAGUAUUUGUUAAUAGUGUGAUGUGCAAUUGCCCUAAUGUGCAAUAGCCAAGGGUGAACACAACCAAGGUGUUCAUCAGUAGAUGAAUGGGGUAUACGUAAUGGGCCUUUCCAUCUUCAAAAAGAAAAUCUCAUUCACCCUGUGACAGGGGAACACUUUGAAGACACGUAUGCCAAUGAAAUAAGCAAGUUGCAAUAAGGAAGAAGGAAAUCAUUCCAAUUAUAAGUUUCUUAGAAUAAUAAUCUCCAUAGAGAUAGAAAGAGAAAUGAUGAUUACUGGUGAUAGGAAUGAGGAGUUGUUUUCCAGUGGCCAUGAGUUUCAGUUUUAUAGGAUGAAAAAUGUCUAUAAAAAGGAAGAACAAAGUUCAGAUUAUGGUAAUUACUGCAAAAAACACAAUAAAUUUACUUAAAUUUGAAAAAUUGUGUCCUUAAAAGAGUAAAUUUUAAUGUUUGUUAUUGUGAUAAUAGAUAAAUAUAUGAGUAAAGUAUGUUUUUAAAAAAGUUGAAAACCUUAGGAGUGAUUUUAAUACUCACAUGAGUUGGAGUAAGGAAAGAGACAUCUGAGAAAUUUCCUUGAAAAGUGAAUACAAGCAUCCUCCCAAUACCCAACAAUAUUUCAAAGACUUGGAUGAACUGUAGCAAAUUUGGUAGAGAUUCAUAAACAACAGAAAAUGCUAGAAAGGAGUUUCCUCUGGUCAAUGACUUUGGGAAGCAAUCACUGUUGUCUGAUUGUCCCCCCUCUAGAGGGCGCUCUCAGUGACUGAUGGAUUUCUCUGUUCACAUAAGGACAGAAGAUUCAGAGUUCUACCACUGCUGAAUGCUUAAAGGCUCAAUCUGUACAAUCUCUUUUGUACAGUUUUUUCAGAAUGUGGUCACUGGGGUAAGUGGGCAUAAACUAACCAGUCCACCCUCCUUGCUAUCAAGCAAGGAUUUUUCUAACCCACACCUGCUAUUCAGACCAACCCUGAUUUCUUUUCCAGAGCCAUCCAAAACAAAAAAGAAUCAAAGAGAGAUCAUGGUCAGAAUCCUUGAAGAACCGGUGUUUUUUCCAAAUCUAGUUUAAAAUAUGUAAUAUUUAUCAUUAUUUUUUAACUAAGUGAAUUUUUCCUAAAAUUAGAAAAUUAGGUUAGGAAUUAGAUCCGAUCCUAAAAUUAGAACAGAUGGUUGAACAAUUCUGUGACUAUGCUAGAAUUCUAUGAAUUAAAUAUUUCAAAUGGAUGACAGUAUGGAAUGUGAAGUAUAUUUUAGUACUCUGAUUUAAUUAAUAGGUGACACAUGAAAUUAUUUAAUCCUUGAAGUGAUUCCUAUUUGAAGUAGCAUCUUGCCAUUUCUGCCUAAAGAAUGAAUUUUCUAUCUUAGACUCACCCGAAGACCAGUGGCAGAAGAAGAGAUUUGAACUGUACUUGGCUAAGGGCAGCCCUCCCAGCACUUUUUCUGUGAACUGAGAAAUACCAACUCCAAGAAACAAUCCAGAAAGGUCAUGUUCACCAGUCAGUACCCAAGGUUCUGACUGUGGUUCAGUAUUCCUCUCACCAAGUGGAGUUCCAUGGCUUCUGCCUUUUUCCAAACAGAUCCUCCAAACUCCCACAGUCCCACAGAGCCAUGAAAGUAAAUAAGCUAUUUUGCUUAAGAAGACAUGGUUUCCUGUUGCUUGAUUCCCAAGAACUCCUGGGAUCAAGCAUGUGGGAGAAAACUGGAAUAUUCAAAGAAAAGCUAAACUUUUAUUUAUUUGGGACUGUAUUUGUUUUUCACUUCAUCUGUCCCAUUUCUUAAAAGUGAACUCAGUAAGGCCCAAGAAUGAAGAAUAAGUACAUCAUACUUAAAUGAUAAAGGGGUUAAAAAUUUCUUCACAGUGCAUUAAUAUUUUUAAAUUUUAAACAUUUUCCUUGACAUAGUUUUUAGGUACUCAACAUAAAUUCUUAAGAAAUACAUUUUUAAGUUAAAUUAGUGUAAAUUUUAUUUCAAGAAAAUCUGUCAAAAAUAGUUACUAGAAUCAUAUAUGAUGAGAUUUUUUUUUGUAAUUGUAAUGUAAUGUGUUGCAAAUGAAAAUGAUAACAAAUUGUAAGUUUCUCUUCUUAUUGGAAAAAUAUGUUACCUGUAGAAAAGGUAGACAUACCCAUAAACACACAAUGUGCAAUAAUAGCUACAAUUUUACUAGUAGCAGUAGUGACAGAAGUGGCAAUAGCCUCUGAGCUUUGCCAGGGGCACUUUUUCUCUGACAGUUACAAGACAGAGGUAGGAACCUAAGUGAAUCUGCUUCGCUUUUCAACAGUUUUUAUAUUUUCAUAAAGAAGACUCUAAAGUAGAAAGAAACAAAUUAUAAUGACCUUCCCAUCUUUUUCUCUAGGGUUGCCUUGAAUAUUUGGGGGCAGUGGGGGUCUAUUGCUCUAUAUAAAUUUCAGCAGUUACUAGAUUUGGUCUUUUUAAAAUGUCACAGGGAUUUUUAUAGGAGCUGCAUUGAAUCUGUAUAAUGAUUUGGGUAAAAUUGUCUUUUUGACAAUAUUAAUCCUCUAAUAAUCAGGAGAUGUUUCCAUUUUCUCAUAUGCUUUUUUAUUUUCGUGGUAAUUUAUGGUUUUGUUUGUUUUUUAAUAAAUCUUUCGCCACUUUUGACUAAGCUGAUUCCAGGUAUUUGAGUUUCUAGGCACAAUUGUGAAUGAGAUUUUUAAAAAUUUCUCUUUCUUCUAUUUCUCAAUUUAGAAAAUGAGAAUUUUUAAAAAAAUACAUCCAUUUCUGUGCAGCCUGCCACUUUACAAGUCUAUUUUUUCUAGAAGCUUUUUGUUGGAGUCUUUCCUGGAUUUCUUUUUGUUGGAUCUCUUGCCCUACCUUAGAAGGAAGGCUUUCAGUUUCUCACCAUUGAGAAUGAUGUUUGAUCUUAUGAUAAAUGGCUUUAACUAUGUUGAGCAAAGCUCAUUCAACUACUUUAUUGAACUUUUUUGUCAUGAAUAAGUGUUGGAUCUUGUCAAAUGCUUUCUCUGUCUCUGCCAAUAUGAUUAUAUGAUUUUUACUUUCCUUGUAUUAAUGUGGUGUAUUACAUUGAUUGACUUGUUUAUAUUAAACCAGCCUUGCAUCCCAGGA
Molecule: messenger RNA, 7197 nt
Organism: Sorex araneus (European shrew)
Lineage: Eukaryota; Metazoa; Chordata; Mammalia; Eulipotyphla; Soricidae
Gene: SLC35F3
Product: solute carrier family 35 member F3
Exons: 8
Coding region: 460-1932 (490 amino acids)
Biological process (GO): thiamine transport
Cellular component (GO): membrane
Source: RefSeq, a predicted model, not a curated record